Athalia rosae (coleseed sawfly) is the source of this 7659-nucleotide messenger RNA. RefSeq lists its product as uncharacterized. Lineage: Eukaryota; Metazoa; Arthropoda; Insecta; Hymenoptera; Athaliidae. The transcript has 15 exons. The coding region runs from base 414 to 5837 and encodes 1807 amino acids. The record is from RefSeq and is a predicted model, not a curated record.
UCUUUGUGUAACGCCAACUUUUUAACAACGAUUUUACGUCCGGUGCAUCGCGAUUGCGAUUAAGAAUAAAAAACAUCAGACAAAAAAAACACGGCAAUCUACCAAUGCCGGUACACACCGGAUCCGUAGUACGCAGGGAAACGCUAGCGGAUACUUUGAGUCAAAUAAUAAAAUGGAAAAGAAAUAAUGUGAAACAAUUUAUGGUAGAUUUGUGAGAAACCACUUGAUCGGGCCCACCUGAGAAUACAAUAUUCAUUUCGAAAGAUAAAAUUGAGUGAUGAAUUGUUUAUUUAAUCGUGUUUCAUUUGAAAAUGCAGGUGGAAAGUUCGAAUGUUACGGCGAUCGGUAUUGUUACGAAGUGUGGCGUGGUUGUGACGAUGUAGCUAAUAAAUUUUGAUGAAAAAUAUUUCGAAAUGGCGGAAGAGACUGGCAACAAUUUUGAAAUGUCGGAUUCGUUGUCAUUGAAAAAUAGCGAAGGUCGUAACGAUGAUUUUGGCAUUGAAAUCGGUUUGAAAAAAAUAAUACCUCAAUCACAAAUGAAUCAGUCACGUGUUGAUGUUACGUCGAGACUUUCUAGGCGGCGAACGAGACGUAUGGAAAAAUUUGACGUAUCGCGUUUGCCGACACCACCACCGGACCCUAUACCUCCGGACGACAGCAAUAUAUUCGAAGAGGCUUUCGCCAUGCACAGAAAUCGUCUCGAAGCUGAAACACUGCGAAAAGAAGGAGAGUUUUUAGAUUAUCUGAUGAGGCUUCCAACGCCCAAUGAAAAUCAACAACCUGCCCAACUAUCGCAACCCGCGUCCGUCUUUGCCGCGUCUCUGGAAGCUGAGGAUGCCUUCGAUCAUCUGGACAGAUUGUAUACAUUGAUGGAGCAAGUGCUGUCUUUGAGGGAACAGAAUUCAAAACUUGCUAGAAGGGUCAGAGAACUGGAACAUUUGAGGGUAAUGAAUGACGCCCAUCAAGCCGCGGAACGUGCGAUAAUUGUCAAUGACGAUUAUCCCAUUCCUGAGGAGGACACUACCAUGGCCGAGAGUUUAUUGAAUGCCAUGUUAUCGGCCGAUUAUAAUGAUCACGCGCAAAGAAAAGUACUGAGACCACCGGUACCUCGUCAACGAAGUCGUUCCGUUGGUGUCGAGGGCACUACCUCUUUACUACACGAAAUACCUCUCUAUAGACAAAUAUCGAGUAAAAGACGAUCUUCCGGCGUUCAGGGGACCCCGAAGGUAUCCAAAUGGACGAAGGUUAAGGCAGCUUUUAAAUGGGAGAGAGCUUAUACCGGUGGUAUAAAUGAUUCGGAUAUAACGAGAUACUUGAAGGUGCCAGAAAGUCCGGUACAGGAAUGUAAUUUUACACCUACAAUUUCUACGCCAACACCGACACCCACACCACCGACUCCUGGAACUUUGUCUUCGGCUUCAUCGGCGGAAGAUGUUGACGGUAUCGGAAGAGGUACCGCGUCUAGUAGUUCGAUACCCGCAAUAUCUCGGGGAAAAGAUGAUCUGCACAAAGAUGACAUCGAGGAUAACACAACAAACACAAGGCAGAAUUACCGACCGCUCGUUGGAGAUCGCGCUUUUUCUGGCUCAAAUCCAAUUUCCACGCACAUGUCGAAGAUGGAAAAUUGUCGAUCGAAAAUUGCGACGAUAAAUCAAACGUUGCAAAAAUGUCCAGUAAAUUUACCAACGACCAGUGCGACGAGUCGUUCUACCGAUCUCGCGGUGAGAAGACAAAAUCCAGCACUAACGAUUACCGUAACUGUACCGUCAACCGAGGAAUCGAGAGGUGCUAAUAUUUCAUCUCCUGAUUCUGUAUCACCCUCCAGAUCUCCGGAAAGUUUUGAUAGUAAUUUACAGGAAUGUGGCGCAAGCCCGCAGGCACGUCAAACACCAACGGAAACGGAACCGAGACAAGAGGCAUCUAAUUCUAACGAAGUAUUCAAAAGACAGUAUUCGGCAAAGGGAGAGUCUCUGAGAUGUUCACCGCAAAUGCAACGCCACAAUUCAAAGUGGUCCAAAGUCAAAAAGGCUUUUCUAGCGGGCUCUAUGUCGGUACCACCAAGCCCUAGUAGAGCAACAUCAUUUUUCACUGAAAUGGAUGGUCUCGAAAGUGACAAUGCAAGUGUUGAAGAUUUGGAUGAUAGAUCAUCCGUCUCUAACAUCCAAGCAGAAAUCCAAAGGAAUUAUCACAUUCUUCACAAGAAAUUGAGCGUUGAAUUUUACGCAAAGUAUGCAGAGUGGGAAAAACUGAAAACUUCAUCGCACGCUGCAGAUCCCGUGAGUCAAGAGCCCAGCAAUUCUCCGUCGCGUAUCGCGUCAAAAGGACGCGAUGCCGUGAGAUUACAAUUAAUGGGGAAGGAUCAACUUAGUCCAGACUUCAAAAAAAAGCUCGAAGAAUGGAAACGAAUAAAAAAGGGUUAUCACAGUCCUAGCAGCGAACAUCCAACUAGCCGCAGGCGGUUCACUGAUUGGCAAUUAUGGAGGUCACCUUCCAAACCUGAGACUAAGUUGGACGGAGAGCCGUUGAAACCUCGUCUGUCGGAAGAUUUCAUUAAAAAAAUGGAAGAAUGGAAGAGAAUCAGAGCUGGACAAUUCGACGAUGAACAUUAUAGUAAUAAUUCUAAUAAAAAUUCAUCGAAUUCAGCUCGAUCGGAACAAAGGAAAUCAGUUUGUACCAGUGAUUUUAGACAGUGUAAAAUGUACAAGCCUUUGGAAGGUAUGGGAUUCCAUUGUCUGGAAAAAGAUUCGAGUAAAAUCGAAAGGGAACCGCUAAAAGUCGAGAGACAAAGGGAAAAGUUUCUUGACAGAGAAGCCAGGUUGUCAAAGCUGCGCCGCGUUGUUGGGUCAUCGCCGCAAAAAAAGGAUGUACUGGUUCAAACGGCCACAGGAUUUUUCAGGUUCGAAGGAAUAUCCCGCAAGUUCACAAGGAAACUCUACGAAUGGGAAAAGAGUCAAGGGAUAUCAGCCGAAUCGUCAACUUUUCGCCUCUUGAAUUCGGGGUCACGACUUGGUACUAAUUUACCGUCGACAAAUGUUUCUCAUGACAGAGGAUUACGAUGUACGAUGAAGCGUUCGAAAUCUGUAGGAAGUAUGGUGGAAGAAAGUACAAAAAUGGAAGCACAAAUCAGACAACCUUCAAGUCUAUCACUGAACGACGUGGAGGAACUCGAAGCGAAGUGUAUGGCCGCAGACUCUCGAGUGUGUUCGGAACACACGAUACCGGACAUUACCGAAGAAAUGGCUGGCGCAUUAGACGAUUAUGAACCUGAGGCAAUAAUAGUUGACAUAGAGGAUGUUAUAGAAGAAACUGCCAGCCCCUUAACCAACGUCCAACCUCAUCAGACACCGAUAUAUUCCGUAGCCACGAGUGAAACAACUAGCAUUGCUGUACCAUUAGGAACAGUAACUUCUAGUCAUCAAGCAUCUCCAGUACGUUUGGUAGAAACUGGAAAAUCGUACCCACUUGUCGCUAAAGGAACGUUCAAUGGAGCUACCGAUGAAAAUUCAACCUCUACAAGGUCACCCAUCUACCCAGAUGGACAUCGAAGAGAAUCUGCACUUCACCCUAACAAGGACCCUAGGCAAAGCGUUGAAAAACGAGUCGAUGUAGGAACAUCGUCUCUUCGUGGGGGUGAGUUUCUGAGAAAUGAAAGAACAUCUGAAGACAGUUAUUGCGACGCAGGAUUGACCGAUUUACCAAAAACUGAUUCAACUGAUGAUGAGGAAAAGAGAAAUGCCAAUGGAAGCAGCGCAGUAUCAGUAAAGCGUGCUAGUGACCCGAAGACGAAAAAUACGAACGAUGGCCCAUCGGCACUCCGAUGCACAACUAGCGAAACGAAUCCUGAAUUACAAGAAAGUAUGAUCAACUCGAGCGCAGCUACAACUGAAUUACUUUCACAAGAUCGAGACACUGAUUCUCACAUGAACAGUUCGACAGUUACAAAAAUCCGAAAGACCAACAACGACCUGAAAACAUCUAUAAAAUAUGGGUCCAGUAACUCAAGCGAUCCCAUGAAAGAACAAUCGGUGACUUGUCAAGUGUCUAAUCCGCGCAAAGUUGGUCACGUGGCAAGUUUGAAAGUGCAACCCAAUCCCGAAUGGAAUACCCUCUCCGAUGCUACGGACAAUAGAGUGACCGUUGAAAAUGAGCCUAGGAAACCGAAAGAUUCUACUACUCAGCAAAUUUCUACAGAAAAAACUGUCAGUGCACAUGGUUCGGGUGAGUCUGGUUUCUCAUUGCGAGAGUCACACAUAAAAUCACAUCAAUCGCCGACAUCGGCGUUCGGCGAUAACGUGGGCGUCGAGAGAAUAGUUAUAAAUGAAAAUACUCUGGAUAAAAUAGUUGUACGAACAGCAGUUAAUGAAUCGAGAACUGCAAAUAUUCAUAGAGAAAAUGCAACCGGAACAUUUUCAUGUACCGUUGAUUCCGAAACGUCUUGUACAACGUCUGAUUGUAUUUCCAAGAAAGAAAAAAUUGGACCACGCAAUGUGUUUGUGAAAACAACGCGAAUGAUAUUUUCUCCGUUCAGACGGGAUGGCAAAGGUGGCGGUUCUCAGUGUCAGGGAGACACAGUUAGAAGUGUAGAAGAUAACGGUGCUCGUACAAUGCAAGAAAGUAAUACAGAAUCCAGAUCUCCACUUGUCUGGAGGAAAAAAAUGGAGGAAAUCGAAGAUAAGCGGGAACCUUCUUCUAGGCGUCCUCCGUUACCGCAAUCUCCGGUAUUAUCUCGAAAAGAAUAUCACAAGAUCAAUUCACCCAAAGACGCAUCUUCGAGUAUAAAAAUGAUGAUUCAGCGCUACAACAAAAAACUUGACGGAUCCGGUAGCCCUGCGAGCAGUGGUAGCGCAUCACCGAUCUGGAGAUCUCCAACUAGCGAAAGAAGAGUUAAAUCAAGAACGGAAAGAUAUUUAAUAGAGACUAAAAAGGCGGUUUCGAAUCCUUCGAGAAACGAGAUCACCAAAUGUUCAAGUGCCGGAGCGAUCAGAACUAGUAGUAGAAACUCUCCCACGGUAGCUACGGACCCAAAUAAAUCCUCCCACCAACCCUCUGGAGUGUUGAAGAGUCCGAGUGCAGAUUCUAUUAGUACAACUAGCCUAAAUUGCACCGAUCAAGGUCAAGGUUUCGGUGAACGAUAUUCUUCUAGAUCGAAUGAACCGAGAAAAUUAUUGAACGUUAACGAAUCGCGAUGUGGUAGAUUGUCGCCAGCGUUGAUUCACAAGUUGACUACACUCUCUGUUGCGGCAGCUAUGAAAGAAGGAUCUGCCAAUAGUUGCUGUUUAGAUUCCACUAUCCAGUCUCCGACCCAUGAAACUAGUGAUAAAACCCAUGCAACGAACGUCACUGACUUUAUAGAAAAAAAAAAUGACCGUGCCUCAAAAAUUAAAGAAGCCAAAGAGAACUUCCUUUCAUUUGGCCCAGGAUUCUCUAUUGAUUUCAAGGGAAAUUCCAACUCUGAUGUUACAGAGUCUGAUAGAAUGAGUAGCUGCAGAGAAACCCCGGUAAGAUUAGACCUAAUAAAAUCAGCCAGUGCAGGAAUGAUAAACGUCGAUGUUGACACGUUUGAAAGACUCUCCAUGGAUAGAGGUUGCGAAUCCCUUCCUAGACCAUCGAAACGAUCCGUUGAAUCGACGAGCCGUUUUACCAAUAUAGCAAGUAAAUUUAGACGGGCUAGAUUGAGACGUGGUAAAGAUAAGGACAGUAAAAUGACCACUAUUUCCAUGCUGUGUCGACAAAGUCUUCUUGUUGACAUUCAAGGUGAUGAAACAACAAAAAGUUGUCCGUCGACACCAGCACCUCAGAGAGAUGAUGAGGAAUGUUCUUGGACAAGCCGAACUUAGCGAUUACGAUAUUUUUAUACUUACGAUUUAUUAAUUCUUGAACAACUAUCUUUAUUGGGGUGCUUUACGAAUCUUCCUUUUCUCAGUCUCGUCACAGAAAAACUUAGUUGUUGGCCUGAAACAAAAUUCCUCCAAGGACUAGCAACGUUUUAGCUUAGAUUUAUAACUUUUGGGCUAGAAACUACUUUUUACUUUCGGCCAGUUUGAGAUAAAAAGGCAGCUAGAUUUUUCUCGAUCAUGCUUAUAUUUUUAAAUGCUGAAGAUGGAUUUUUAUUAUUUAUUGAUGCUUGAGUCGUUUCAGACAAAGUACAGAAUUUUGUACGCCAAGAUGAUAGUUUUAUGGUAACGACAAUUUUUAUAUUCCAAAACUGACACCGAAUUAUCAAAUUUCAGAAUGCUUUAAAGAUUGAAAAUAACAUUACUAUACAUAUAGCGGACUAGAUUUAUUCCGUAACAACGUUUGAAUAUUUACUAAUGCAACUUGAGAGUAUAAAACAAGUAUUAUGGGUAAUUUGUGUUAACUAAUAAUUGUAGAUAAUCAUUUACUGUAAAAAUAAUUGUUACUCGAAUCACUGACAGAAAUUAAUUGGUGGUAAGAAUUAAAUUAAGCAGAUAUAUUCUUAAGUUAUUGUUUAUAAAUUUCUGUUUAUGUUUUCCCCAGUUGAUCCCAUUAUUUUCAGUUUUUGAAGAUAUUGUAAUUCUCGCUCAAUCGAAAACUAGGUAGAAAAUUUGCAUAUUUUCUAAUGGUCUCUUUUUAUGAAAAAUUGUUAGAUUUGUUCCGCAUUCUAUCGAUCCUGGACCAAAAAAUGAAAUAUCAGCAUUAAUCCUGCAAUAGCGUAUGACCUUAGCGCUUCAUUUGAUAAUGUUAAAGAUCUUGUAAAAUUUUUGCAGUAAUCAAGUCCAAAGUUAUAGUAUAGAGAAUGAAUUAUCGUUUCUAUGCAUAUUCCAAUAUGCCGUGCAUCCGCAUAAUCUCAAACCUAAACCGGAUGUGAGAAAAAACCCCAGCUUCAAGAAAAGCCACAAAUUGUCAGUCGGGAAGUCUAACGCCUCAUCAGAAACCGCAAUUCUUUGCCUCAAGUUUGCAAUCCGAGAGAAAGAUAUGAUGAAAAAUCGCUUUAUUACGAUAAUUCAUCUUUAGUGUCAUACGUUGCAAAUUUUACAUCCAAAGUGGAAAAAGAAGGAAGAUAAGAAGUGUUUUUCUGAACUGAAAAUGACAUAUUUCAGAACGUGUUCAAAGUUGGCACGCUGACUAUUGAUUAAAUUAAAAAUCAAAAUGGAAUGGGUAACAUCGCGUUUUCUACAAAUUACGUUGCAGAGUGCUAUCCGCAUAAAUGGAAAGACCGGUGUAUAAGUAGUGGUGGAGGGACCCUAUCCUAUAUAAUCAAGCAGACGAUUGACUACGCCACAGUUCUAUUGAAUAUUUAGCCAUGUUCAAACACCAGACAAUCAUCGUCCUCGCCGCGCUCUUGGCAUUCAGUGCCCAGACUUUGCUCUUAACCGAGGCGUGUACAACUAUUGGAGGUAAUGGGGGUUCUAACCGACUACACGUCCGGGUCAGCCGUUCUGUUGUCGAAGGACCGGCGCCGAAAGUUGCCACUGAUGCUGUAAACCCCGGACCGGUUGCCGAAGUCAAGUCAACAGCGAAUGAAAAAGAUGCGGAAAUCGCAACAGGACAUCCCGCUGUUGUUGUCAAUCCGAAGACUUCGGCACGUAAAUAGAUGAAAAAAAGUCAACGAUGAGCGACAUAGGCUUCAUAGUUACCUGUAAUUUUUGUACGAAUAUCAUUCGAAUGCAAACAUAAAUACAUGCGAUAUUGAAUCGA